Molecule: messenger RNA, 7852 nt
Organism: Anopheles arabiensis
Lineage: Eukaryota; Metazoa; Arthropoda; Insecta; Diptera; Culicidae
Gene: Ser
Product: protein serrate
Exons: 18
Coding region: 1839-5942 (1367 amino acids)
Biological process (GO): cell communication; Notch signaling pathway; multicellular organism development
Cellular component (GO): membrane
Molecular function (GO): Notch binding; calcium ion binding
Source: RefSeq, a predicted model, not a curated record
UCGAAGAGAAGGGUGCGUGUACGUGUCCGUCGCGUUCGUCCGUCGAAUAUAUCGCGUCAAGUGCACGGUGGAGAGAAAGAUCGCUUCGUUAGGUUGGAUUUAUUUAUUAGAACACGGGCGAGGCUUCCCUAACCAACGAAUUCUAAGCCAAGCUAUUGUUGCAGUGAGUUUGCCAAGAGCUGCCAAGAGCAUCGCCAAGUGUCUCCAGGCCGGUCAGGUGUCGAACACCGUGUACAAUUGUGUGACGUGCAGUGUGUCUAGUGUAAGCCGGCUUACUUAGACCUAGUGGAAAAGAAACGGUAGUGAAGCGUGUGACAAUAAUCCUUAUCGUAAUACGCUCAUUAAAUUUGAAUAUUUGUUGGUUCUCACGAGUGUGUCGGUGGAAGAAAGUGCUUUUCGUGCGACGUGAAAUUGGAGUUGUACCGGUGUAGAAUUAUCAUUCGGUGGAUUACGUUGAUAGUUGUGAAAAUUUAUUCCAGUUUGUGUGUCUUCCCUCACUACAACGACCGCAAAAGAGGGCCAGUUAAUAAUUUCUCAAAUUCUGCCGCUAUACAGCAUCGCAUAAUCUCACGAAAGCUCCGAUUCCGCGGGAAGUGAUAAAGAUAGUAGAUUAAUUGCUUGAUCGCGCAUCUUCGAUCGCAGGAAACGCUGUGUGGUUUGGUGGUUGUUUGUGUGAAAAGUAAAAAAAAGGAAGAACUACCCAUGCCCCUAGGGCUGUGCAAGAGGAAGGAAAAACAACAUAUUGUCCGCGUGUAGUUCCAAGUGUGGUGUGUUUUGUUGGCCUUACGUCUGUGGCCAAUUGGCUGUGCCAAGGGUAGAGCGAAAAUAAAAAAAGCGGGCCAGCAUAACCAGCACGAGAUUUGCCGUCGGCAAAUUGGGGAUACCGAACCGAUCUCGCUGGGUCUGCUGCUGCUGCGAGACGAUCGUGAUUUGAUUUCCGUGAAUCGAGGUUUACUGCUCGCUGGCUAAACCCUGUGUUCCCUUCCCAACGGUGUGUUGAUUAGCAUUCGACGCGCCCGCUGUUGGUUUAUUAGGCGCAUUGCCGGCAAACAAGUGCAAAACACUCACGUGCCGUUUUUAACGAGGAAAACUAAUUACUUGACGAGAUAUAUUUUCCCAGCUGAGCGAAAAAGAAAAUUUGUGUCAUUACACCUGUAAUUUCGCAGUGCCGGGUGGUAUUGGUGUGCCGAAUCUGUAUGUGUCUGUUUGAGUGUGUGGCAGCAAACUGCCAUUCCUGAAAGAAAGUGGGUACGCUAACAACAAACAAAAUACAUCCAGCCCUAGUGGAGCACGCCCGGUAGCUAACCAAUUCAUGAUGACGAGUGCGUUAGUGUGCAAAUGUGACCCGAAAUGUUUCGCCCGGUGACGGUGCAAUUGUGAAAGGCCAGUUUUUUUAAAUAGUGCGCACGCAACCGGUGCAAGAGGCUUGCGAUUGAGCCAGUAGGCGGUGCAUUUCGACGGUGCAACGCGCACCCAGUUUGAAAGCAAUUUCCCCCAAAAAAAUAUGACGGGAGGCCCCCGGGGCGGCUGUAGCGCGUGAAAGUGAAUUAAAGUGAGAUCGCUGUUGAGUGUGUGUGCGUGUGUGUUUGUGUGUGCGCGGUGCUAGUGAUGAAAUAUCUUGCCACGCUCAGUGUCCUUGCAAGCACCUUCGAAGGAGUAACUAUAGCACCCGGUGAUACGCUCUCACUGGACAGGAACCCGAUCCGACUGAAAGCCAGUCGCGCCUGAUAAGCAGUAGCAGCGCGGCCGCCGACGCGAACUAGCGUGGCGUCUGGGGUACGCAGGAACAACGCGCAACAGUGCUACGCAGCGAAGCCGCGCAGGAAAACGGCGAAAAGAUGGGAAUCGGCGACCUCCGCUCGUGGACCAGCGUCGUCGUCGUUAUUCUCACCCUCAUCUCAAUGGUAUCGUCAUCCGGCUUCUUUGAACUGCAAAUACUGGAGAUUUCAAACACCAACAGUCAUCUACUGUCAGGAUACUGCUGCGGUUUGCCACCGGAGAAACGACAGACCCAAACGACAGGAUGUCCGGCAUGUGCGACAGCGUUCAGCUUGUGCCUGAAGGAGUACCAGGGAACGACGUCAAGCGUACAGCAACAGCAGCAGCAGCUGAAACAGCCGGCCGUAGCCGUGGAACCGCAACCGUCCGGCCUUUACGGCUGUGCGUUCGGUAACGCCAGCACACCGGUGCUGGGUGGGUCGAGCUUCGUCCUGACCGAUCCGGAAGUCGGUGGCAUCACAUUACCCUUCACCUUUCGCUGGACGAAAUCGUUCACACUUAUCCUACAAGCUUUAGAUAUGUACAACGAGUCAUAUUCAAUUUCGGAGCGGCUCAUAGACGAAACAUCAUUUUCCGGCGUUAUUCUACCGUCGCACGAUUGGAAUACAUUAGAUCACAUAGGCAAGAGCGCACGAAUAACGUACCGUGUACGUGUGCAGUGCGCUGAUAACUAUUACAACACGACCUGUACGACGUUUUGUCGGCCCCGAAACGAUCAGUUCGGGCACUAUACCUGCGGCAAGCAGGGCAACAAAGUGUGUAUGCCUGGCUGGCAGGGAGCUAACUGUGAGAAAGCAAUCUGCAAGCCGGGAUGUGACCAAAUACACGGCAAAUGUGACCAACCGGGCGAGUGCGAAUGCCGACCCGGAUGGCGUGGUCCACUGUGUAACGAGUGCAUGGUGUACCCGGGCUGCCGCCACGGCUACUGCAACGGAAGUGCAUGGCAGUGCAUCUGUGAUACGAACUGGGGUGGAAUCCUCUGCGAUCAAGAUCUCAACUACUGCGGCACGCACGAGCCGUGCAUGCACGGUGGCACGUGUGAAAACACGGCACCGGACCAGUACCGGUGCACGUGCGCCGAAGGACUCUCGGGCACCCGGUGCGAAAUCGUCGAGCAUCCGUGCGCGCCUCAACCGUGCAAAAAUGGCGGCACUUGUACGCUAACCGGAAACGACAAAUCGGCUGCCGUCGCUUCCUCCACCGUUGCUUCCAUCGUAGUGCGCGGGAUGCGCGGCAUGUCUUCGAUGGGCAAACCGUUCGGACGUAGUGCUGCCGGUGCGGGCGGCGGUUCCUCCGCCGGUUCCGGCUCCGGUACGCUCGACUCGAAGGAUCAAGCCAAGUCGGGCUCCUCGUCGUCUUCCGCUGGGCUUCCGGCACCAUCCGCCGGUGGUCCCCAGCCAAUGAAAGAUUUCGUCUGUACCUGUGCACCCGGAUGGACGGGGCCGACUUGUGAGAUAAAUAUCGACGAAUGUGCCGAUGCACCGUGCCGAAACGGUGGCACUUGUAUCGAUCUGAUCGGCAAGUUUCGCUGCGAAUGUCCACCGCAGUGGACCGGAGACACCUGCCAGAACGAUGUCGAUGAAUGCGAGUCGAACGUUGCGUCCGGCCUGGGACCCUGUAUAAAUGCGGAAUCGUGUCGCAAUCUGCCCGGUUCGUUCCAGUGCACCUGCCUGGAGGGUUGGGGCGGUCCGACCUGCGCCAAGAAUCUGGACGACUGCGUUGGCAAGUGCAAGAAUGGCGCCACCUGUAUCGAUCUGGUCAACGAUUACCAUUGCGCUUGCUCCGUUGGAUAUACAGGUCGCGAUUGCAGCACCGACAUCAACGAGUGUGCCAACUUUCCCUGCCGUAACGGUGGCGAAUGUGUCGACUUCAUCGGUAACUUCAAGUGCAUCUGCCCGCUCGGAUUUUCGGGCACGCUGUGCGAGGAGGCCAAAGAUCAUUGCGUAUCGUCACCGUGUAUCGAGGGUCAGUGUUUGAACACGCCGGGCGGCUACUACUGUCACUGUCCGCCCGGUCGCGCCGGCCGUCACUGCGAGUUUCCGCGCGUACCCUGCGAAAAGGGUGGUCCCUGUGCAAACGAAGCUGGCUGCACGAUGCCAACCAGCAACGAUACGGCGAUCUCCGGCGGCCCAAUCGUGGUACCGAUUCCGUGCAGCGGCCGCGGCAAAUGUGAGUCCGGCCCGAUGGGGACGAGCUGUGUCUGCCAAAGCGGAUUUACCGGGCCAUUCUGUCAGCAUAAUGUCAACGAGUGCACCUCGAACCCGUGCGCCAACAAUGGCAUUUGCAUCGACGGCGAGGGAGACUAUUCGUGCGAGUGUCAGCCGGGCUGGACGGGGAAGACGUGCACGGAGCGGGCGAUCCAGUGUCUGCCCGGCCAGUGCCUCAACGGGGGCUCCUGCAUACCGUCCCAGUUCGGGGGAGCUCCGCACUGUCGCUGCACGCUCGGCUGGGGCGGUCCGUUCUGCAGCGAACCGCUCGACCAGUGCCAGGGCCAACCGUGCCACAAUGGGGGGACCUGCGAGUCCGGACCGGGCUGGUUCCGGUGUCUCUGUGCGAAGGGGUUUUCCGGCCCGGACUGCCGCAUUAACGUGAACGAAUGUUCGCCACAGCCGUGCCUGGGUGGGGCAACGUGCAAGGACGGCAUCGGAGGGUUCACCUGCAUCUGUCCGGUCGGGCGGCGUGGUGUGCGGUGUGAGAUUCUGCUCUCCGAUCCUUCGUCCGUGUGCUCAAACACGACCACCAACUCGCCGUACGAUCCACUGGUCAGCAGUGAUUCGCUCAGCAAACCGAAGGGCGAUGGUGCUGCUGCGUCACAAGCGCCAUCCGAUGAAACGAACUGCAAUUCGUGCAUCUGCGUGAACGGAAAACCGCGCUGCUCGAACCUUUGGUGCGGGUUGAACAACUGUCUCAACCGGAACCAGUCCAGCGGGGUCGGAUCGGGUUGCGAAAGCCACCAGGUGUGUGUGCCGACAUCGCAAGAAUCCUGCCUAACGCCACCGUGCCAACCGCGGGGUGAUUGCCGGACGUUUGAGCCAUCCAGACGGGUGGCGCCUCCGAAGAUACCGGCCCCGACCGACUGCUGGCCAAAUCAGGCUACGCUUGGGACGGCCUGUGCCCGCAUUUCGAUACUGCUCGAGUUGAACCGACUCGUCCGGGGCACCUCGGUGGACGGACUGUGCCAUCUGCUCCGGCUGCAACUCGGCGAAAAGCUGAUCAAAAAUCCGUCCUUUGACGUGUCCGUCUUCAUAGUCGUACUGUGUGAUCUCAAAGCUGGAACCAACGACACGAUUGAAGUGACACUGUCAACCCCUACCGAUCCCGUCGGUGGUGCCUCGAGCCUAACGGAGGCAGUACGCCUGCUGGCGGAAAUACUCUCCCGCCAGCAGGGCGUCCAGAACGAUUCCUUCCAGACGGAUCUGGUCGAGGCCGCCCCGCUCACCUCGAUACUGGAGGUGAAGGUUGAAACGGCCCUGGUGAACGAGGGCAGCACCGGCUCCAACUACCUGAUCGCGGUCGGCUUUGGCAUCGCGAUCGUGGCCCUCUGUCUCGGUGCCGUCGUAGCGCUGCUCUGGCGCCAGAAGGUGCACUCGCACAGCGGCUCCGGCACGAACCUGUCGCCCCAUCUCGACCUGUCCCGCGGCAUGGACGAGGAAAAGUCCAACAAUCUGCAGAACGAGGAAAACUUUCGCCGCUACGCGAACCCGCUCAAGGCGAGCUCGAGUUCGCUGCGCGGCGCGAUGGAGCUGAGCUUAAACCCGGCGCCGGAGAUUAACCAGAUCGCCGGCCCCAGCUCGGUGCAUCACCGAUCGCAGCAGCUCUACCCGCCCUGCACGCCGGACGGCGCCGAGUUCGAGAAGGAUCCGGACAAGCAGAAGGCAGCCAACCGCAACUCGCACAUACUGCUGCACAAAACGCAGAACGCCGACAUCAUGACGAAAAACAUUGUCGGCGCGAUCGACAGCCAGCACAAAGACUUUGGCAAGCGAUCGAUCAACGAUCACACCGCAUCGUCGGCGGCGGCGAACGUGAGCGGCGUGGCCGCCAGCGGGACGCAGUCCGUCGGUGCGACCAGUGGGACAGUGGCGGCACACCCCGUGCCGGACGCCCCGGCCGCCGGCAGUACGCUGGCGCCCGAAUCGGACGUCCUGACGGUGCACGUGUAGGUGUGGCUGAUGGCCCGUGUCCAUCACGCUGCUACAAGCAAUCCUUAGCCUAAAUAGUAUCGCUGGAGAGCACACUGGAUGACAAGGGGAGCACCAGAAGAUCGACAGUUCAUUAUUUUAUUAGCUUAUUUUUAUACAUGAGUAACUAAUUUAUUAUUCGCCAAUGCGCUUCGCUCGUUUGUUAACUGUCUGUCUCGUCUAUCUAGUGCUUUGUUGUACAUAGCUCUAUCCCCCAUUACACGAAGUAGAGCCGCAAUCGAAAGGAGGGCAACCGCGGAACAUUUCGAUAUUCGGCGAUAUUCUUACGUUCGGACAUCCCUUAGGCAGGAGAGCAAAAACGCCCAUUUUUGUUGCUGUGCAAGUACACGUCAUCAACCGCAUUGCACUGCACGAGCUCGUACGCACAAUUCCGAGCUAGUUAGACGCUAGUGGUGGCUUGUUAGCCAUCAAAUGUAAAAGAAAGGACGAUUGAGCAAGCUGUUGAACGAAUUCUCUUCUUCCGAAACACACGGUUUCAGAUUCUCACGCGAUCGAUUCCACACGCGUAUAUACUACACCGUAUGCCUUCUAGCUCAAGCAUUAUUUCCUACAAGCCGUACGAGUGGGGAAAACACUCCUGCCCCUCCUGUGUAGCAGUGUCCAACGAAGUGGCACAUCCUUUGCUUGGACAGAAGAGUUAAAUUGUAAUGUGAUAUUAAAUAAGGGAAUCCAGCGAGGGAUAGAGAGUUGUUUUUUUUUUGUAUUUGUUCGCCUUUAGGGAUAGCAUUUAGGGCCAUCUAGAGAGUAGGUACGUGCGAAAAAGGGCCAGCCCCAUUUUCUAACCUUUGCCCACAAAACACAAAUCUAGGCUCACGCGGUAGCGAUUCAACGCGAUCAGUCGGCAAGCGGUUGGUCGGUGACAUCCCCCAACGGUCACUAACGGCCAACUAUCUUCUGCCUGCCAUUUUGCCGUUUUUGUUUGUUUGAUCUUUUUUUAUCGCGAAACCCCCGAAGAUGGGCUCGGGAAAUUGUACAUGGGAGCGCUGGCAUACUAGUUAGGGCUAGGUUUUAGCGGAAUAAAUAGUUCCUUGUUUAGUGUUGUUUGUGAGUGUACAAUUAAGUAGCAAGCAGAGUAGGUUUAAGCAUUAAGGGCAGUUGAAAGCGCAUUCCAGCAGCAGCAGUAGCAGCAGCAGCAGCAGAAGAAGAAGAAGAAGCAGCAACAUGUACAUUAUUGCAAAACUCGAAAACAUUAACUCAAAACUAUGACAAAAUGUACUCAACAUUAUUUAAAUGCGUAGCGUAGGGCAAAAUUGCAGAGGAAUAGAAAAAAAUGGUGAAUCAAACGAACGAUUGUGUGCAGAUUGUGUAAAUAUUGUAAAAAAGACAACAAAGAUUUGUGAGCGAAACGACCAUAAAACAACGAAGGAAUCUCGUCAAAAUGCCGUCAAUUUUAAAAAAAAGUACACACAGUGCGGUAUGGUUUAAGGAACAAUCAAACGGCCAAUCCCGAUAGGAAGGAAGGAAGGUAAAACGUUUAGAAAAGAAAGUAGAGACAUCACACAAUAACACAACACAUUCCAUUUUAACGACAAACAAACGGUCACGAAUGCGUACGUGGCCCGCCCAGCGUCAUACGAUCGGUAGUACAUAGUACUUAAAGCUUAAGACGUCUCAGCACCCGCUUUCCGGAAGGGGGGCUAGCAGACUCGUUAUUACAUUUCAUCUGUUCAUCGUUUCAUUAUCGUUCAUCCUCUCAUGCAAACGGCAUCACAAACAAGUAGCAAAACAAACAAACAAACAAACGAUCAGCACUAGGAAGAAGAAUCAGGCAAUCCGAGGUAACGUGAGAAGCAAGAGGGCACACAAGGAUGUGCAGAAAACAGGAAGCAAUAAACAUAUUAUGAAAUUGAAAAUUCAAACCUAACUCCGUA